CCUCCCUUUAUGUGCCAAACAAGCUUGUUUUUAAGGAUACUUCCUUUCUUUGCUAUAGUUUUCCUGUGAUGUCUAUAUAAACCAUUGGACAUCCCGAAUAGAAUGCUCAUACAAGCACUACAUAUCCAGCAACCUCACAGCUUAUAAAAAGCCCUUUCUACACUACCUUCAUAUUAAACCACUAUUUCCCACAAAGUUCACAGCAAGAAAUUAAGAUACAACAAACAUCCAUCAUGGCUUGCGUGAAAUCAACUACUGACAAGACUGCGGUCCCCGAAAUUAAUGACAGAGACGCCCUAUACCGAAAGUUCGUACAGCUCUGCGGCUUCCGUACUGAAGCAACUGGCUCUCUCCUCACAAGCUUUGCACAGCUGCUUGUUCGCUCGUAUCCAGUCAACAAAUUCGUGAUAACCCAUCCAUCCGUGACAUUUGAACCGUUCUACUUCUUUUUCUACGGCUCUCUCCAGGCCAAGAGCACUCUGGUGCGUGUAUGUGGCCUAGAUGAUAAGAACCCAACCCUAAUCCCGGCGUCUAUCAAAGGCUGGAGAAGUAAGUAAACAUCGCCCCUGUUCGUACACGAUAACAACCGCUAACUUGAUAUCCUUUAGUUAAGAUGUGGGGUCAAUUUCCCGCUUUGGUUCCCUCGGAAGGCAAUGAGGUGAAGGGCAUGUGCUGGAAGUGCGAGUCCCCGGAAUACGUGGGCUCGCUCCGCAGAUACGAGACCGAUGCCUAUCGUAUGGAGUUCUGUGAGAUCACCACAGACGAGGGUGAAGUGAUUGAGAACGGACGGGUUUUCGUGUCGACGGAACUAGAGGGGGAUCUAAGUGAGGGCAGCUUUGAUCUCAGGUCGUAUAUUUAUCGCCAUUCGUAUAUGUAAGGGCCGUUCAAAGUCCCUGGGAUGAAUAACCCGGCGAAGAAGUUAGCCAUGCUGCAAAGCUGCCUAUAGGAUUGGUUCGUAAUGCGGCUGUAGGAGUAUGUUAUUCCUAGGAUUAAGUAUCAUCUUGUUAUCCACCGGCAGUGCUUUUCGAAUCAUUCUAGGUGGAGCUGGCACCUUAUCAUUAUGUAUCAUUUAGAAGUUAAUUGCACCUAUUACACUAGUUAAUCCAAAGUGAUGAGAGUUUUUAAUACUAAAGGAUUGUUGUUUUAGUAUAAAAAUGAACAAGGGCAUUGUUACGUGAAGUUGCAAGAAGUGUAAGAGGGAUGUACCUAGGUACCUAAGC
Daldinia vernicosa is the source of this 1220-nucleotide messenger RNA. RefSeq lists its product as uncharacterized. Bases 614 to 877 code for a protein of 87 amino acids. NCBI's taxonomy places the organism in Eukaryota, Fungi, Ascomycota, Sordariomycetes, Xylariales, Hypoxylaceae. The record is from RefSeq and is a predicted model, not a curated record. The transcript has a single exon.